AUGCGAGAUUUGUACGAAGUCCAAGGGAUAAUUCCUCCCCAUAUUCUUGGUACGAUUUAUACAGACGCUAAACCCUUAAACCAACAUAUAAUUCAAGAAAAUGAAAUAGGCCAUGUUGAUAACUCUUGUGAAGAUGUUGAGUUCAAAAGUGGACCUGACUUAGAACUUAUCAAACAAAUGCUGAAUAUGGUAAAACAAACUAGUGCAUCUGCAGAUAGUGUUUCAUACAGUGCAGAUAGUGUAUUUGAGAUAAGCAAAGUGAAUUGUCAAUAUGAUGCCAGCGUUACUAUUAGGAACAAUAUUGAUCAUAAGAACUUAAUAGUGCCAAAAGUAAGAAAAAUGAGGAAUGUUGCUUUAGUAUCUAUAUUGGAAGCUAUUUCAGAAAAAAAUAAUACAUUUGAAUCAAGUGUACGUGGAACACCAGAGAAUGAACUACCAUUGAAACUAUUAAGACCAGAAGAUUUUAUUAAGAAAAGUGAGGCUAAGGAUAAGAUACUAGAAGCAGUGCCUAGUACUGCGAACACAACAAAAGCAAAAAUAAAUAGUAUUAUAUUUAAGAACAAUGCCGAAGUAAGUGAUGUUACUGAAGGAAAUUCAAAGACUGAAGUAAAGCAAUUUGGUAGCUACAAGCCUUCUCUUAUGGCUGAUUUAUAUUAUAGAAAGUAUCUAGAAAGAAGUAGGCUCAAAGAGAGUAUGCAUAAUAAUUUGACACAUGAGAGUAAGAAAAUAAUCAAUAUAAAAGAACUGGAGGCGGUUUCUCUACCACAGCACAGACAUCUGCUCACAGAUGAUUGUGUUGUUUGUAAAGUGUUUUGUAAAAAGUAUGUUAAG
Messenger RNA from Iphiclides podalirius (scarce swallowtail), 831 nucleotides. The record is from the annotation of a GenBank genome assembly. Lineage: Eukaryota; Metazoa; Arthropoda; Insecta; Lepidoptera; Papilionidae.